AUGGCUCCAUAUGAAGCACUUUAUGGCCAUAAGUGUAGAUCUCCAAUUCGUUGGGAUGAAGUAGGUGAACAAAAGAUCAUAGACCCCGCUGCAGUGCCUUGGAUUGAGGAGGCACGAGAGAAAGUAAAGUUAAUACAUCAGAGAAUUCAAAUCACACAGAGUCGUCAGAAGAGCUAUACAGACAAUCGGAGGAAGGAUUUAGAAUUUGCGGUUGGAGACCAAGUUUUCCUUAAGAUCACUCCUCUGAAAGCGAGCCUGAUGGCAGGAAAAGGAAAGAAGUUACAACCUAGAUUCGUAGGGCCUUAUAAGAUUCUUCAACGUGUGGGAAAUGUGGCAUAUAAGUUGGAAUUGCUGCCAAGUUUAUCUCGGAUUCACAAUAUUUUUCACGUAUCGAUGCUCAAGAAAUAUCAUCCAGAUUCGUCUCAUGUUCUACAACCGGAGAAUAUUGAGAUUGACAAAGCACUGAUCUAUGAGGAGAAACCGAUAAAGCUUCUAAAUUGUAAGCUGAAAGAGGUAAGGAAUAAGCGAAUCCCGUUGGUGAAAGUUCUUUGGAGAAACCACGGAUUAGAGGAAACAACUUGGGAAGUAGAAGAAGAAAUUCGAGAAAAAUAUCCAGAUCUAUUUCCAAAUCAAGGUGGAAGAAGAUUGCUUGAAUUCAACGAAUUAGAGGAACACCGACUACACACUUAUGAAAAUGCCAAAAUUUAUAAGGAUAAGAUCAAAUAUUGCUACACAAAAAGCCCCAUCGUUAUACGAUCUCGCAGUCGGGCUUUGAGAAACUGUGUAAACAUGGGUACAUACCCGGAAUCAUCCGACAGGCCUGUAACGGCCCGGUUAGCUGAUUUGGCAAAUCGAGGAGCUUAA
Messenger RNA from Coffea arabica (coffee), 864 nucleotides. RefSeq lists its product as uncharacterized. The record is from RefSeq and is a predicted model, not a curated record. NCBI's taxonomy places the organism in Eukaryota, Viridiplantae, Streptophyta, Magnoliopsida, Gentianales, Rubiaceae.